Messenger RNA from Alosa alosa (allis shad), 6432 nucleotides. It is a transcript of the gene gpr158b, whose product is annotated as G protein-coupled receptor 158b. Gene Ontology annotation, cellular component: membrane. The transcript has 11 exons. Gene Ontology annotation, biological process: G protein-coupled receptor signaling pathway. The coding region runs from base 454 to 4173 and encodes 1239 amino acids. Gene Ontology annotation, molecular function: G protein-coupled receptor activity. NCBI's taxonomy places the organism in Eukaryota, Metazoa, Chordata, Actinopteri, Clupeiformes, Clupeidae. The record is from RefSeq and is a predicted model, not a curated record.
CUGGCGUAUACCAUAAAGAAACUGGAUACAAGAGCAUUCUGUUCCAGCUUUCUUUGAGGUUCUGAUAGGCUAUAUUUCAUCACAAUGUUUGCGAAGGUACAGUGUGAAGGCAGUGGUUUAGUCAAUUGCAACGCAUUUUCUUGAUGGGAGCGUCUGAUUGGUAACAUCUGGUAUCAAACGGCAGAAGAAGGAACGAGACCGCCAGUGGUAAAUAAUGCGACUAAACUCCAGUGGCGUUUAAAAGACGACAGCGGGCAGCAUGUAAGCCACUUGAUCCGUUCAACUACUGUUAAUUGCAUGCGAAACGCGUGGAUGACUAAUGUCCACCAACUGUUAUCCAGAGAUUAGUGAGUCAGUUGAAAAAGAUCCGAAGUUCUGCUAAUGUAUAUGGUGUACCCAACAGACUGGAUGUAAACUAAACCUGAAUUCCUAUCCGUGAAGAAGGCGAACGGUAUGGGUAUUCUUCUGAUAUACCUGCUCCUACGAAUAGGAUUUGCUUUCGGCUCCAAUUAUGGAUAUGUGGAAUGGUCUGAUAAUGACAAAGAUUCGGAGACCAGGACAAGGUAUCCAGUGUACAGCACACCGAACAAUCGUGACCCGCAAUACCACCCAACACUGUUUAACAAGCCGGUCACUGAACGCACGGUGGUCGCUCACAAAAUUGAGGAGGACCUGCCCAGGGUGGUGACCGCUUUCCUUCACACGGGAGACUCUGCAACGCUGGAACAUGUAAACUGCUCACGGCGGUAUGAGCUGAGCAGUCUGCGUGGUGGCUCUCAGGUCGCCUCGCACUACUCUCUCCACAGUGUUUUGGAUACUAUGGCGCAUGCCACCAACUUCCUAAACAUGCUUCUACAAUCAAACCGGUCGAGGGAGCAGUCGAUAAGGCGCGAUAUUCAGUGGUACCAUGCACUGGUCAGGAGCAUGCUGGAGGGAGACCCCAAAAUCCACCGGGCAGUGGUCACUUUUCACGCAGAGUCACCCACACCUGGCCCUCAAAUCUUUCUCCAAGCGACCAGAAAAAAUAAGGACAUAGUGCUUCAGGACCUAUCACCAUCGGCCGCUCAUCGCUUAAGAAACAGAGCGCCGGAUUCAGAGUGGUACCAUGAUUUUAGGGACCGGAAAAAGCCACACGUUUCCCGUGUGGUUUCGAGCAGGGAUGGCAGAACCGCUCAGGAUGGCUAUGUUCUUGACAAAGAUCAGAUCAAGUGGUCGGCUCCAUACCUGGAGUGCGAGAACGGAAACUUUGUUCCUUUCUGGCUCCUUACCUUAUCUGCUGGUUUCUACGGCUUGAGGGCCAACUCCGCGCCAGAGUUCAGAGGAGUUGUGCGGGUGGAUGUGAACCUGCAGGAUGUGGACAUUGAUCAGUGCUCCAGCAGUGGUUGGUUUGCAGGCACCCAUCGCUGUAACCUAACAAGCAUGGAGUGCAAGCCAAUCAUGGGCCAUGGGUUUGUCCUGGACAAGUACAAGUGCCAGUGCAAGAGAGGGUUCUACCAUCCCAGUCGAGUGGCCCUCAAUGGCUUUUCAAGUAAAGAGCGGGGCUCUCAUCGGGAUGAGUCAGAGGUGUCCGGGAAGUGUCUGCCCUGUCAGGAGGGCUGCCCUUUCUGCCGGGACGACAGCCCCUGCCUGGCCCAGGAGGACGGCUCCCUGCGGCUGGCCAUCGCCUCCUUCCAGGGCCUCAGCAUGCUGCUGGACUUCAUCGGCAUGGUGGUGGUCUACCACUUCCGCCGGAACAAGAGAAUAAGAGCCUCUGGUUUGAUUCUGCUGGAGGCCAUUUUAUGUGGAGCCUUGCUUCUGUACUUUCCAACAACCGUGACUUUGAAGUUGUACAGGGUGCUCAAGGUGUUCCUGUCGCGCACAGCCCAGCGGAUCCCCUACAUGACCAGCUGCAGGGUGCUGCGGCUGCUGGGGGUCAUCCUGCUGGUGGUCUGCUGGUUCCUGGUGGCCUGGACCUCCACGGUGACCCAGCACCCCGACUGGCACCGCGCCCUCGUCGACGUGGGCGCCACUCCCGAGGGCCUGCAGUUCAGCAUGUGCCUGCUGGACCGCUGGGACUACAUGAUGGCUGUCGCCGAGUUCCUGUUCCUGCUGUGGGGCGUGUGUCUGUGCUACACCGUGCGCACCGUCCCGUCGGCCUUCCACGAGCCGCGCUACAUGGCCGUGGCCGUCUACAACGAGCUCCUCAUCUCGGCAAUAUUCCACAUCAUUAGGUUCUCCCUGGCCUCCGAUCUCCACCCUGACUGGAUGCUGACGUUGUUCUUUGUCCACACACACCUGACCGUCACCGUGACACUGGGCCUGAUGUUUAUCCCAAAGUUCUUCUCCUCAGAGACACACACUAGAGAUGACAUUGCCACUGAGGCCUAUGAGGAUGAGCUGGACAUGGGGCGCUCUGGCUCCUACUUAAACAGCAGCAUCACCUCGGCGUGGAGUGAGCACAGUUUGGACCCAGAGGACAUACGGGAGGAGUUGAAGAAACUCUACACCCAACUGGAGAUCUACAAAAGUAAGAAGAUGCUGGCCAACAACCCUCACCUGCAGAAGAAGCGCAGCUCCAAGAAGGGCCUUGGCCGCUCCCUAAUGCGCCGCAUUACCGAGAUCCCGGAGACAAUGAGCCGGCAGUGCAGCCGCGAGGACCGGGACGGCAGCGAGCACGGGAGUAACCGAAGCACGCUGCGGAGGAACCACCUGGACGCCCGGUCCAGGGAGGACUCCCUGAAGAACAAGAUGUUCUCCGUGAAGAGGUCGCACAGUUACGACCACGUCUGUGACCAGAAUGGAGACCCCAGUGCGAGCACCACACCUGAGAAGCUGGAGGGAUCGACCACCGAAGGGUCCCUGCUGGACACGCUGAUGGGCAGGAAGGCAAAGAAGGCAUCCGAGCCACCAAAAGUUGAGCCGGCCGAAUCGGCCGAGUCCGUGCCGCUAGUGUGCAAGUCAGUCAGCGCCCACAACCUAACGGCCGACAAGAAGCCCAUUCACCUCAGAACGAGCAUCAUGCAGAAAUCCUUGAGUGUCAUUGCCAGCGCCAGGGAGCGGACCCUGGGUCUCACGGGGAAGACCCACAGCGUGGAGGACGCCAGUAAGAAGAGUCAGAAAGCCCGGGACGGCAGGCUGUCGGAGGUGGACGAGUCCCCCGAGUGCUACCCAAAGAUGAUCAUCAGCCAGUCGGUGGAGUACAGCAAGACGCCCAGCAAGAUGGGCAUCAUGAAACAGCAGGUGAGUGGCAGCCAACCGUCCAUCUGCUCCGAGCACGGCAGGAGCAAGGAGCUGUACGACCUGUCCGAGGUCUGCCCCUGGGAGGUGGAGGAACUUCCCACCCCGUCUGAGGGGAAAGCCCAGAAGCACGUGUCCAUCGCCUCGUGCGAGGCCACUGCUGUCCACGGGGGGGGCUCCAAGAGCAGCCGGUCCCAGCAGAGGCAGAAAGGCACAGGGCAGUCGCCCUCCAAUCGGCGCCGCUCCAGAGAUAAAGGAGGGGAUCGAGAUGAGAUGCCCCGGAAACCUCGAUCGCCUCUCAACCUCGCCCCGAAUCACGAGGCCUGUCCGUGGGACGCGGACGAGCCGAGGGAGAGCGCCGGACUGUCUCCGGACAGGACCGGCCGGAAGAAGAGUGUGACGCCCACCGACGGCAAGCCCAAGGUCCUGCACUCGGACCACUCCAAGUCCACGGGCAGCCUGCUGCAGCCGCCCACCCUGAUGGUGGAGAUCUGCCCGUGGGAUUACGACGCUCCGCCGUCUCCCAAGCAGGACAGAGCGGUGAGCCCCACCUACCACGCCAAGCCCAAGGACUCGCACUCCAAAAGAAAAGGCUCCUGCUCGUCCAAGAGCAAGGAUAAGGACGAUGAGAGACGGCAGUCCAAAGGCAGGGAGAGGAGGAGCUCGUCCAGCAAAGGCUCCGAGAGGCGGCGGGUCAGCCAGUCGUCCGACAGCGGCCAGGCUGCCAUGACGUCGAGCGGUAGACGACGGAGCUCCACGCGGGAAGCAGGGCUAACGGAGAGUAAGAGAGCCGAGGCGUGUCCGUGGGGGGCAGGGACUGUACCUGACGGUAUUACCAGGGAUGGUACCAGUACCAGUCCCAGCCCCUCCACAGCAAGGGACAAACCUUCACAUCCUAAACCAGCAGGGCCACUCAAGAGUGUCAACAUGGAAGACGUCUGUCCAUGGGACUUUUAGGACAACAGCGGCAGGCAAACAAGCGCAUGAUACUUGAUUGUACACUUCGGAGCUGUUUCCUCCUCCCAGCUCUCCCAACCUGAACUUUGGAUGUAAUGAAUCCAGAAGGUGACCUUGAAAAAUGGACAAACUUGCAAGCAUUCCAGAUUGUUUUCAAGUAUUUGUUAAACUAUAAUAGACAACGUUGUUCUUAGUGCAAUUAUGGAACUCCGAGUCACUUUAUCUGCUGUGUACAGAGUGAAUGUUUAAUUCAUCACUUGUACUGUGUUUGGUUGGUCAUCUGGCUUUUGUUCUUAAUGAUUUUCUAACUGACAGCACAAAUGCAUGGGUGUAGGAACACAAUGCUCAGAUCUGCCAUGGGUAAACAGUGGCUGGGAUGUUGGGCUCAUCGCGAUAAUUAGGGAAGACGUUAAGGAAGCGGGUUCUUAAAAGGUAUUAUAGUGACAGUGUGAGUUGUUUACUAUUCAGCCAGUGCCCUUUUGGACUAAGCAUUACAAAUUGCUGCGUCUAGAGGCCUUUUUACCAGGCCAAUUAAAAUUAAACUCUUGGCAUAUCAUACAGCUUCUUCAUUAUACAUUUUGGGAUUUAAAGUGUGAAUAUCACACACAUAUAUUCACACACACAAUUUACACUGGAGGCACCAAUUUAUCACAUGCAGAGUCAAUUUAAAAUUCCAUUUUCCGAUUUUAACUUCCCUCCAACAUCAAACUCAAAAGCUAUAACAAAUCUUUGUCUGCAUUUGUCACAUACUGCAAACAGUCAAAUGUUAUCCAUUCUGAUAGGUCGUUCAUUGGCUACUUAAAUUCACCACUUUCUUCAUUUUGUACCAAAGAUAUAGACUCAUUUUUGUUAAAAAACAAAAAUGGAGGGGUUUUUUUUGGUGUCAAAACAAGAAAGUUUGUUUGCAUGUCUGUGAAGAAACCAGUUUUGUGCAGUAGGUUUGGGUCUCAUCAUAGAUAUACUCAAAGUAUGGCAAAUGGGCAUUGCAUGGAUAAUCAGACACACAGAUGCUGUUCCGUUUAUAUCAAUUAUAUUUAUUUAUUAAUCUCUUGUUUUCUUGCAUUGCUGUCUUCACUCGACUGGUGCCGUGGUAUAAUGUAGAGCUACUCUUAUCAAACAUAACCAGUGAUGUUGACUGAUGGGGAAGUAUUUCAAAGGUACAGUGCUCCAGUGGCUUCUGCAUGACAGCACAUGUUUCUUCACUGACCACUUAGACUCCCGCAAAAGAUUUUCAAAGGAUCAUCCAAUGGAAACUAUACCUGCCUAAUCCACUGUAUUUUGUGCUUGUACUGAUGUCCAGUGACAAGUUGUUGCAUCCACAUGGAUGGGGGUGUUUACAUUGUAGAUUUAUAUUGUGUUCAACUGUGAUAGCAUGCCUAUAAAUACCCCUGUGUUCCAUGGAAUAAACAUUUCUAUGAAAUUUAGAACCCAGAUUUUAGAACACUUUUCAUUUCACUUAGUCUGUUAAUUGUAUCCUUAAUAGUCUUCCUUAAUGUUUUCUUUACAGUGUUCUGCAUUGUAUGUACAUGAUUAGGUGAUCCAUGGGGCUGUUAAUUUAAGUUUAAUAAAAGGCAAUACCCUCCUGUUGAGGCUUAUCAUCAGGGUACCAUACUAAACAUUCCUAUAGCAGCACACCAAAUGAGCUUACAAUGAGACAUUAGAUAAAUCAGCUUGUAUGAUAUUAGUAGCACUGUCAGAAUCCAAAUAUUGAUUAGCUUAUUUGUUGAAAUAUUUUUUCUUUUUAUUUCAAGACAUUGUUCCUACAGGCUUUUAGUAGUUGAUCUCAGAAUUUAACCCAUCUCUUCCUAAAUUUGAUCCACAAUAAGAAUCUAUCGCUAAGUAACACACUGCCCACCUGGAGUUUCUUUUUUUAAAGGUAACAGUAGGAUCUCUAUCACACUCAGCGGUACACUCCAUAUGGCAUACCAUGCAAAUCCCUCAACAACAUCAUUCUGACCUCUUCAGAAAGCUUAAUAAACCAGAUGCUCACCACAUAUUUAGCCGUAAUCAUCAAUCUUUAGGGCCGGUUCACCUACUGAUAUGCCAAGUAAACAACAGUGGGAUAUGAGAUGUGCCAUGCACAUUGCAAAUGCAUUAAUGAUUCUGUUAUGCCCAGCCCACACAACCUCCCUAUAUCUCAAGUACAUCUAGACAACAUUGCCUCCCUGAGGACAUUGUUAUCAUGACAUGCGUAUCCAUAGUGUACUGUAUGUACAAGAUCCAGCAAAAUGUAUUAUUAUAAAUGUUUAAACUUUCAAA